This is a messenger RNA of Cucurbita moschata (crookneck pumpkin), 2743 nucleotides long. Its product is annotated as probable serine/threonine-protein kinase PBL21. The coding region runs from base 1358 to 2332 and encodes 324 amino acids. The transcript has 7 exons. Gene Ontology annotation, biological process: protein phosphorylation. Lineage: Eukaryota; Viridiplantae; Streptophyta; Magnoliopsida; Cucurbitales; Cucurbitaceae. Gene Ontology annotation, molecular function: protein kinase activity; ATP binding. The record is from RefSeq and is a predicted model, not a curated record.
AUUCAAAGAAAAUCCAUGUUAGGUUUGCUUUCAUAAGAGAAAACAUUGAAAGCACUAAGAAGAAGACAAAGCAAAGUCGAGCAAGAAGAGGACCUGCGUCCUUGCCGGAGCAGAUCUUCUCAUGGCCCCAGACAGCCAAACAUUGAAUGCUGAAGUAGAACCAAACAGGAUUGUUAUUUUAUUUUAUUUUUUUUCAAUUAAACAAUAUCAUAUGCACGACGACUUUGCUUAUAUCCAUGUCAUCACUCCAGUUGGCUCAUCAACAACAUUCGUGUCCUUUUUUCAACUGAAACCGUCUUUUAAACGAUGAAUGGAUCAAUUAUUUUAUUUGACUUUCUAAUCAGCUUUGCAUGUGAUGUGGAUCAGACUUGUACAGUUCUCCGUCAGGUAAGAUUUAACGACCGUCGUUAAAGUGAAGGCGUUGACCUGAUCCAAAACGAAAGUCAACACGAUAACCCACGAUCAGAACCGGUCGGAAAGUGUCAGUUUCGUAAAUAGCAGUGAUGAUGAAGGGCGGUGGCAGGAACUAGACGACCGGCCACCGACCGGAACGUUUAUAUGCGGGCGAAGGGAAUGAAGAAUUCAGAGGGAAGAGAGCGAGUUGUGACGAUUGCCCACAACCAUAAAUGCAAAGAAAUGAAGACCCACCAUCCCCCCGGAUUCAAACCCUAAAAAAAAAAUGCUAUCUUUAAGCCUAUUUUCAACUUGAAUUUUCUUUCCCUCUUACUUCGCCGGAAUCUGAACUCAAUCGCCGGCGAUGGCCCUCGCCCUCGCCCUCCGGCCAACCCAUUCUUUGUUUUUAUUUGCUUUCUCAUUUUUGCCCUUUAGAUCUAUCUCUGUUUGAAAGAUCAGGAUCGGCAGUGGCAAUACUUCUUAUCGAAUUUCCCUAUUUAUUUGCUUUUUUUGGCUGGGUUCUGAGAUUAUGUAGCCUACAUUCUUUAUUUUAUUAAUUUUUUCCCUAAAAUAUCCUCCUCCUCCUCCUCUCUCUCUCCCUCUCUAACGAUUCUUCUCGUGCCCGACCCUAGGGUUAGUCUUCGAAUCUUCCUGUUUCGGAGGGGGAGGCUCAUAUAGGUUUGAAUUGGGAAUUGGGGAUAUCAUUGGUUUGAGUUAUUUUGGAGAUAUGAGCUGGUUUUCUUGCAUUCGUCCCCGUCGUAAAGACGCCGGCAAGGUCGAAAUCGACAACGAUUUCAAAGAAUCUUCGAUGUUUUGGGAUCUGUAAACUUGCAAAAAUUUCGCAGGGAGUCGGAGGGGGAACUCCUAUUCAAAUGACAUUGGAAAGGGGAAGGAAUCACAAUCCAGCAAUGGAAACAACCGGAGAUGUGGGGCUGCACGAAGCUUCCCAUUUCGCGAGUUAGCCAUGGCCACGAGAGGCUUCAAGGAAGUGAACUUGAUUGGUGAAGGCGGUUUUGGAAGAGUUUACAAAGGACGAUUAGGAACAGGCCAGCUCGUUGCGAUUAAACAACUCGACCGUAAAGGUCUUCAGGGAUAUCAGGAAUUCAUCGUCGAAGUUCUCAUGUUAAGUUUAUUAGAUGAUAGUAAUCUUGUCACCUUGAUUGGUUAUUGUACUGAUGGAGAUCAAAGACUGUUGGUCUACGAGUAUAUGUCGAUGGGAAGCUUGGAAAACCAUCUUUUUGGCUUGUCCCCCGAACGACCGCCAUUGAGUUGGAACACUCGAAUCAAGAUUGCUCUUGGUGCAGCCCAGGGGCUUGAGUAUCUUCACUGCACAGCCAAUCCACCAGUCAUCUACCGUGACUUGAAAUCUGCAAACAUUUUACUGGAUGAUGACUUCAAUCCAAAGCUCUCAGAUUUCGGCCUCGCGAAGUUAGGACCGGUUGGUGACAACACUCAUGUUUCCACCAGAGUAAUGGGAACACAGGGUUAUUGUGCUCCGGAGUAUGCCAUGAGUGGCAAACUCACCCUUAAGUCUGAUAUUUAUUGCUUUGGUGUAGUUCUGUUGGAGAUAAUUACAGGUAGGAAAGCUAUAGACUCCACCAAGAAACCAGGAGAGCAAAAUCUGGUUGUUUGGUCUCGCCCUUUCCUGAAAGACCGGAGGAAGUUCAUUCAAUUGAUCGACCCGCUGCUCGAAGGUCGCUACCAUCUUCGUUGUGUACAUCAUGCAAUUGCAAUUGCUGCAAUGUGUCUCCAGGAGCAGCCAACGUUCCGGCCAAUUGUCAGUGAUAUCGUUGUUGCCCUUGAGUACUUGGCUUCUCAGAGUUGCGGAUCAGAACAACCGAGGGACGAGGUGCCUAGUCCCUCCAAACCAUCUCCUCAAAAGGACAGGCGUUCCCCUGUUCAAGCAUCGAGACGUGGAAAGAAUUCAAGAUUCAUGUAAGGGUGGUUGCUGUACAAGUCUUCGUAUGGCUGUGGAAGAUGCAUUUGCAGUUUAUGGUGUUAGCAAAACCCGGCCAACUCCAAAUAUGCAAGCAAUCCACAUGCAUUUUUGAGUGCCAUUAUCUCCCCUUUGAUGGCCGUUGCACAUAUUUCAGGUAAUACAGAUUCUUGCCUGCAAUACGGACUACAUCAACUAGUCUCAUACAUGGGAUGAUCCUUCGUCAUCUUAUCUUUUCUGAUUUCCAUCAUUCUCAGUUCAUUAAAAAAUAUAUAUAUUUCUUUAAUAUGGGCUUAUCGAGUGCAGUGAAGCCAGCCCAUAUGAUGAUGAUCCACAUAAUUUAUAUAUGUAUAUAAUGUAAUCAACUGAUAAUAAACUUGGUGAAAGCAAGUGAUAGACAUUUGACUAACUCAA